Messenger RNA from Scheffersomyces coipomensis, 1508 nucleotides. RefSeq names its product ATP-dependent RNA helicase (gene DBP8). NCBI's taxonomy places the organism in Eukaryota, Fungi, Ascomycota, Pichiomycetes, Serinales, Debaryomycetaceae. Gene Ontology annotation, molecular function: ATP binding; RNA helicase activity; nucleic acid binding. Bases 183 to 1490 code for a protein of 435 amino acids. The transcript has a single exon. The record is from RefSeq and is a predicted model, not a curated record.
CAAUUGCUUCUUGAUAUUCAAUUUUUUUUAUUUUUCACUUUAAAAUCUUCUCACGUGAAAAUGUCAAAAAAAAAAAAUAAAAAAAAUUCUAGCGGUAAAAAAAUUAUUUUAGUCUAAGAUGAUCAUCUCAGUACUGAUCAAUCAAUUAACUAACUAUCGACCAUAUAAAUAUAUAAGAAAUCAUGUCAUUUCAAGCAUUAGGAGUUGCGAAAUGGUUAGAUGAGGCAUUAGCCGCCAUGAAAAUAAACAACCCAACUGCUAUUCAAUCAGCUUGUAUACCUAAGAUCUUAAAGGGUCAUGAUUGUAUUGGUGGAGCUAAAACUGGUAGUGGUAAAACUAUAGCAUUUGGUUUACCAAUGUUAUCACAGUGGUCUGAAGAUCCAUUUGGAAUCUUUGGAUUGGUAUUAACUCCAACUCGUGAAUUGGCUUUACAAAUUGCUGAACAAUUUGCUGCUUUAGGUAGUGCUAUGAAUAUUAGAGUUAGUGUUAUUGUGGGUGGUGAAGAUUUUGUUCAACAAGCUAUUAAUUUAAAGAACAAACCUCAUUUCGUCAUAGCUACUCCCGGAAGAUUAGCAGAUCAUAUUUUGAAUAGUGGUGAAGAAACUAUUGAAGGAUUAAAAAGAAUCAAAUAUUUAGUAUUGGAUGAAGCUGAUAGAUUAUUAAGUAAUAGUUUUGGUAGUGAUUUAGAAAGAUGUUUUUCAGCAUUACCAAGUUCAGAUGCAAGACAAACUCUUUUAUUCACUGCUACUGUUACAGAUGCAGUUAGAGCAUUAAAGGAUAAACCUACCCCAAAAAAUAAACCACCAGUUUUCAUUCAUGAAGUUGAAAAUAUUGAUAAUAUAGCCAUUCCAUCCACAUUAGCAUUAAAAUAUGUAUUCGUACCGUCAUAUGUCAAAGAAGCUUAUUUAAACAGUAUAUUAAGUUUACCAUCAUUUAAAGAUUCUACUUCAAUUAUAUUUGUGAAUAGAACUUAUCAAGCAGAAGUAUUAAGAAGAAUGUUAAGAAAAUUAGAUUUUAGAGUUGCAUCAUUACAUUCAGAAAUGCCUCAAUCAGAAAGAACCAAUAGUUUACAUCGUUUCAAAGCUGGUGCAGCUAAAGUAUUAAUUGCAACUGAUGUUGCUUCAAGAGGGUUGGAUAUACCGACAGUGGAAUUAGUGAUAAAUUUUGAUAUUCCUGCUGAUCCAGAUGAUUUCAUUCAUAGAGUUGGUAGAACUGCAAGAGCAGGUAGAAAAGGUACAUCUAUAUCAAUUAUUGCUGAAAAGGAUAUUGAUAGAAUAAAAUCCAUUGAAGAAAGAAUCAAUACUGAGAUGACUUUAAUUGAAGAAAUUGAUGAUGAUAAGGUUAUAAAGGAUUCCUUAACUGCAUCCAGUGUUGCUAAGAGAGAAUCAUUAAUGGAAAUGGAUAAACAAAAUUUCGGUACUAAGAGAAAGAUUAAUAGACAAAAGAAAGGUGAUAAAGUUGAAAAACCAAGUCAUAAUAAGAAGAAAUAAAUGAAAUGAAUGUUUAUG